Penicillium vulpinum is the source of this 912-nucleotide messenger RNA. RefSeq names its product alpha/beta hydrolase. Lineage: Eukaryota; Fungi; Ascomycota; Eurotiomycetes; Eurotiales; Aspergillaceae. The transcript has 2 exons. The coding region runs from base 1 to 912 and encodes 303 amino acids. The record is from RefSeq and is a predicted model, not a curated record.
AUGCCUGCCCAUGAGGACGUCCAAUUCCGCACCCUCGACAACACAGUCCUUCGCGGCCGUCUCUUCCCGGCAGACCAGCGAGGACCAGGAAUCAUCAUGACACCGGGCUUCAACGCAACCAAAGAAAUGCUUGGCCUCCCAACUACCGCAGCAUCUUUCCAACGCGCUGGCAUCACUGCCCUAAUUUAUGACCCACGUGGCGUGGGCCUCAGCAACGGCACCCCACGCAACGACAUCAACCCCUUCCAAUCCGUCGAUGAUCUGUCCGACGCCCUAACUUACCUUCUCUCUCACCCAAACAUUGACCGGUCACAGGGCGUCGCCCUAUGGGGCAUGUCACUCGGCGCCAGCAUCGCCCUCGUAACAAGCGCCCUUGACCCACGCGCCCGCUUCACAAUCGCCAUAUGCCCGGUCGUCGGCGCAACACAGAACCUACCCAAAUUGUCUGCCGUGCUUUCUAAAGCCGCACAGGACCGCGAGUCCCGCUCCAAAGGCAACGAGCCAUUCUACGUCCCCAUGCUGACGAAAACUGGCGAGAACCCAGCUGGUUUCAAUUUGGGCUUUGAGCGCGAUGUCGCGAUAAGAUUACUCAAUGCGCAAGACGUGAAUGAUCCGCUUCGUGCGGAGCUCGCGCCCAACCAUGUCAAUCGCACGACGGUGGGCACGUAUAGGAAUAUGCUGCUUUGGGAACCGAGCCAUAUGUGGAAAUAUCUUACGCGCCCGGUGCUUUUUGUUCUGGCGGAGCAGGAUGCGGUUGUUGGCACGGAGGCGCAGGAAAGACACUUUGGCGCGAUAAUAGUAGAUAAGGAGCUAUAUGUACAGAAUGGGGCGGUGCAUAUGGAUAUUUUGGAGGGAUUGCAUCAGGAUGCCGUUAAUCACGUACAGACAGAGUUUGCGCGGAAGCUAUGGUAA